This is a messenger RNA of Dermochelys coriacea (leatherback sea turtle), 1148 nucleotides long. RefSeq lists its product as uncharacterized. Lineage: Eukaryota; Metazoa; Chordata; Testudines; Dermochelyidae. The record is from RefSeq and is a predicted model, not a curated record. The coding region runs from base 4 to 1077 and encodes 357 amino acids. The transcript is spliced from 2 exons.
GGAAUGAUAAAACAAAGAGCAAAACAGGAACUGCCAGGCCGGCUGGCUGCUCCAGUGGCACAAGAACAGCUGAGGUCCAAGCUCAGCUAUACAGUUAGUGAAGUUACUGUCAUGAAUCUAUGGCCUGAGAAAAACCCUAUCCUACUCUUGCCAGGUGGAAAGAACAGGAGUGAGCCCAGAACCCCUAGUUUUCAUCCUCCUCCUCCCAGCACUGUAGACAUGAAGUCAAGCAAAGGGGAGACAAAACUCUGGGCUGAGAUGCUAACAAAAGAGAGGUCUACUUCUCCAAGCCUACUUCAUGCAGAUGACGUAAGCAGCCUGGAGAACCUACCCCUGAAAAGGCCGGUGAAGUUGGCUCCUCUGGAGAUGCCCCUGGAAGUUAAAGAAGCCCAGCUCCAGAAGAUUAUGAGUAUCCAGGCAGAAGCUCAGCUGGCUGCUCAGAAGCUGGUGGGCGUCAGUUCCAUUAACAGUGAGCCCCAUGUGAAAAGGGUCAAAAAUCUGGCCCAGAUGGAACUGGAGAACUUGAAUAAGAUAAAGCUGAGUGAGAGGGCAACUUUAGAGUACGGGGAUGGGCCCCUUUCAUCUAAAGGCACCAAGCCCUUGUGCGAGGUUCAAAUUAUCUUGUCCACAGAGGCAAACUCCCAGCUGGAUAAAAAGUCAGCCAUCGAAGAUGCCCCAGUGACAUUCGGUACGCCAUUAAACCCCAAAGCCAAGGGCAACACCUUCCAAGCACCUGGCCUGCAUGAGGACACACAUGUUCCUGAUGGUCACAGCCCCAACCCCGACACUGCCCGGCACCGCUUUAGACUGAGGCAGAUGAAAGAGCAACAGGAAGAGCUCAGCAAAGCCAAGCCCUUAAAGGCCACGAGACUGAGUGCAGAGGAGGUGAAACAGCAAACUGCAGGUCAACGAACACAAAAAACCCUCAGCGAUGCAAGCAAGCUCCUCGAGAACAUGGCCAAAAAGCACCAGAGGCGGGGUGCUGGCCAAGACGAGGCAGACGAAGUUCUCACUGUGACGAGACCAUCUACACGAAGGAUGGCACUAGGGGACAUCAUUCAGGUGGAAGAAGAUUGAACAUCAUGCCCAACUUCCUCCCUGAUGCUGCCCCAUACUAAGUCCAACUCUGCAAAGCACCAGAACAUUAG